Messenger RNA from Lolium perenne, 1310 nucleotides. RefSeq lists its product as uncharacterized. Gene Ontology annotation, cellular component: nucleus. Gene Ontology annotation, molecular function: transcription cis-regulatory region binding. The record is from RefSeq and is a predicted model, not a curated record. Lineage: Eukaryota; Viridiplantae; Streptophyta; Magnoliopsida; Poales; Poaceae.
GCCUCGCGCCAUCCAUAAUCUUAUUUUCAUGCCUGUUGUUGUGGUUCAGUGGCUAGCUGGUUCGUUACGUAGUUCCUUUAAAAGCAGCCGUGCUUCAUGAAACUCCACUCCUAGCUGAAACUCAAAGUUCAACCACCUUCCACUAAGUGACUAACCACCACGCAAAGCAGCAGCCUCCUCCGGCCAAGCGCCUCAGUUCAGUUCAGCUGAGUCCUCCGCCGUCUGUGCAGUGUGCACCAUGUGCAGUCCGGGCGCCCGCGGGCCUUGGAGCGACGGCGAGACGUGGGCUCUGAUCGAGGCGUGGGGUCCGAUGUACCUCGGCCGUAACGGAGGCUCCCUCCGCGUCGCGGAGUGGCGUCAGGUGUGCAGCGCCGUCAACGCCCACCGCGCCGCCGCCGGGCGCCGCUUCAACCGUAGCCUCGUCCAGUGCCAGAAGCGCGUCUACACCCUCAAGGACCAGUUCAAGAAGGAGCUCGCCAAGCAUGGGCCGUCGGAGUGGCGCCACUUUGCCCAGCUCUGGUCCUUUCUUGCCGGCCCCGACGACGGCCCGCCUCCCGGCUUCGCCGCCAAAAUGCCCCAGGUGUCCGCCGUCAAGGAGGAGCCGGUGGAAAUGGAGGAGGAAGAGGCGAGUGGCGGCGGUGCGAGCAUGUCGGUUGGGAGGAGGACGGUCCCGGACAUCCUUGAUCGAUCGGGCGACCCACCGCCCGGCUUCCCGGUCAAGAUGCCGGCGACUGCGAAGAAGGAGGUGAAAGAGGAGGUGAAAGAGGAUGAGGUUGGGGAAGGAGAGGGGUCAGCGAAUGGGGCUGCGAGCGCGGGGUUCUGCCCGGCGAAGGUGGUGACGAAGCUGGCGGAGGUGGUGACGAAACUGGCGGACAUGUACGAGCGCGUGGAGAUGGAGAGGCUCAACAUCGAGAAGGGGAAGAUGGAGAUGGAGUGGGAGGAGAGAGCUGCGAAGGUGGAGGCCGAGAAUCUGGGAGAGACCCACGACAACUAACCAACCAACUCAUGGCGAACUGGCGACGAGAUUUAAUCUACCGAGACGAUGGGAGAACAGAAAUCGUUUUGAUCUAUGAAGGGCAGCGCUAGUUGCUUGCGUUUAGUUUUACUGCUAGCUAGAGUAGUGUUGAAUCUUAGUACGAGUUGUUUUAAUUACGCUUAGUUUUACUGCUGCUGACAGACAGCGCGCUGUAUCGCAUAUUUACCAGGUACUCUAGUUCAUUAGUGAAUAAACUUUUAAACCAACCCGUAAAUCUGUAAUGUUUAGAGGUCAUGACUCAUGAUCAAUCUGUGUUGCUUCUGUAGUAAGAUCA